Vespa crabro (European hornet) is the source of this 5022-nucleotide messenger RNA. It is a transcript of the gene LIMK1, whose product is annotated as LIM domain kinase 1. The coding region runs from base 122 to 3706 and encodes 1194 amino acids. Gene Ontology annotation, biological process: actin cytoskeleton organization; protein phosphorylation. Gene Ontology annotation, molecular function: protein serine/threonine kinase activity; ATP binding; protein binding. The transcript has 8 exons. The record is from RefSeq and is a predicted model, not a curated record. Lineage: Eukaryota; Metazoa; Arthropoda; Insecta; Hymenoptera; Vespidae. Gene Ontology annotation, cellular component: cytoplasm; nucleus.
UCACACACGCUUCGAGCGAAAGGCUGAUGAACAGCCUUAAAGUGAAAACAUUCUAUAACGAAAAUAUUCUACGGUUGUAUAUUGGAGUGGGAGUAGUAGUGUGUCAAUUCUAGAUGCCGUGAUGGAUGAAGUUACGACAAAUGAUCCAGGAGGAGGCGACAAUGGUGGAACAUUAAUAUGCGCUGGUUGUCUUAAUGCAAUCGAUGAGGAUGAGUUUAUACAGGCAUUGAGUCAAGAAUGGCACAUCGAUUGUUUUCGAUGUUCUGUAUGCGACAUUGGCCUUUCCUCUUGGUAUUUUGAGAAAGAUGGUUUACUUUUUUGUAAAGAUGAUUAUCUGGCUGCUUAUGGAGAAGCCUGUCAAGGUUGUGGCCAAAUCAUUACUGGACCAGUUAUGUUGGCUGGUGAUCACAAAUUUCAUCCAGAAUGUUUUGCCUGUAAUUCGUGCGGAGCUUUCAUUGGGGAUGGCGAAAGUUAUGCGCUUGUUGAAAGAUCUAAACUUUAUUGUGGAGUUUGCUACAAAAGGCAAAUGCAACCGCUUAGCAGAACAGCUAAUCAUCCAUUUGUUAGGAAACCGCAUAGCAUUAGAUUGGUUGAAAUACCUCCAAGUACAACCAAUCCUGAUAAGCAACGAGAAAUUAAACUUACAUUAGAUACAGCUCCUAAUCCUCGCAGUUGUGGUGCAUUACUUCGUAUCUCAGCGUUAAUGAGAAAUGUUCGUGGAAAGAUCAGUAAGCUGCUGGCCUCUGUGAUGGAGGUUCUGUUUAGGCUAUGCUGCCACUUCUCUAAUCAUAGAUUAAAUAUGUCCAGUGAUCUCAUGUCUUUACAUAUUGGAGACCGAAUAUUGGAAGUAAAUGGUACACCUGUAAAAGAUCAGCCAGUAGAAAGUAUAGAAAAUCUCAUACAGUAUUCGGACACAGUUUUACAGUUGACCAUUGAACACGAUCCUGAUGCAAUGUCACGUCGUUUAACAUUUCCUACACCACCGCCAGCAUUAUUGACAACUGCAAGUCCAAGAACAAGUCCAGAAAAUAAAGAAAGACUUUUUAAACGUCGUGACGAGGGUUAUAUCAGUGGAACAAGAAGUAGACAAUUGAGAAGGACGAGAGAUCCCAUGCACAAAGAACGUAGUAGUUCAAUGUCGCGUUUAUUAGAUGGAACAACUCCAACAAAUCCUACGUGUGACUUAAGUCGAACCAGAUCAUUCCGCGUAGAGCCAAAAAAUCAAAGAAUAUUUCGUGCCAGCGAUUUGGUUAAAGGUGAACUUCUGGGAAAAGGAUUCUUUGGUCAAGUAUUUAAGGUCACUCAUAGGGACACAAAUGAAGUUAUGGUGCUGAAAGAAUUGUACAGGGUAGACGAAGAUGCUCAGAAGAAUUUUUUAAAAGAAGUCGCCGUACUACGUUCGUUACAUCACAAUAAUGUUCUACGUUUCAUUGGUGUUCUUUACAAAGACAAAAAACUACAUUUAGUUACCGAGUACAUAUCAGGUGGUACAUUGAGAGCUCUACUUCACGAUACCAACGAACCAUUACCAUGGGAACAACGAACAUCUUUUGCAAAAGAUAUUGCCGCUGGUAUGGCAUAUUUACAUUCCAUGAAUAUAAUACAUCGUGAUUUAAAUUCCCACAAUUGUUUGGUAAGAGAAGACAAGACCGUAGUUGUGGCAGAUUUUGGCUUAGCCAGGAUCAUACAAAACGGUAAUUCCCCGGAUAAUCGUAAAUACAAUAGACAUUCCGACGGGGAAGCAAAGACGUCGAAGAAAGAACGUAAAAAGAGAUAUACCGUUGUUGGAAAUCCAUAUUGGAUGGCACCUGAAAUGAUGAAGGGUAAUAAGUACGACGAAAAAGUAGAUAUAUUCAGUUUUGGAAUAGUAGUUUGCGAGAUAAUAGGACGGGUACAAGCUGAUCCUGAUUAUCUACCAAGAUCUUCGGACUUUGGAUUAAAUCAAAAUGCAUUUAAAGAAAAAUUUUGUGCCAAUUGUCCGGAAACGUUUUAUAUGAUCGCCUUUCUCUGUUGCGAUUUAAAUCCAGACAAAAGACCACCCUUCGAGCUUAUGGAAAUUUGGUUGGAAGGAUUAGCAAUGCAUUUGUCCGUGGGAGCACAUUUACCACCUGAUUUAGAUUUUGACAUCAGACAUUACACUGGACCUAGUCCUAGCAGUAGCGAAUCAACGACUCCAGAAACUUUAGUUCCGCAAUUGAAGCCUAUUAAAGAAGGUCAAGUCCAUCAGGAAAAGAAACGAUCGAGUGGUUGUGACGAUAGUACAUUGGAAAGAGAAUUCGAAUGCGUGGAGAAAGAAUUACCACGUAGUUCCGAAUUGAUAAAUAUUCGAGGAAGAUAUACCAGGCAAAAUAGUAAACCAAAUGAAAGCUCAACGUGUUCGAAUCGAUAUUCAAGACAAAAUUCGAAAUGUAAGGAAACGAUAGAAAGAGAGAAGCCUGAUAUCGUAAUAUCACACGAUUGCACCGAUUAUAAUCGAUAUUUACGUCAGAAUAGUAAACAAAAGGACGUGGUAAAACUCGAUGAGACCGAAUAUCUAAAUCUAAAUCGAGUACCAACUCUUGAGAAAAUAAGAUACGUAGGAAAUUCAAAUCCCUGUAGUUUCUCCGAUGGUCCAUCUGAAUGCUGUAAGGUCGACAACAAAUGUUCGUACAAAUUGAACAACAACAACAACAACAAUAACAACAACAAUAAUAAUAACGUGCAUACCAAAAGUAUGAGUGGUGGUGAGUCCAGCGAAUCGAAUUUAGGUACACCAUCGAAUAAUAAAACGAAACAGGAUGGAAAAUUCAAGAUACCAGAUGCAGGGAAUAUCGUUGGCUCGUACCUAAGACAAAUAGGAAAGACAAUAGGUACGAUCGACAAGGGAAAUAAAUCUUCUAACAGUCAAAACGGUGUUAGUCCUAGUUUAACCGAUUUCAAGAAGACAACAACGCCAGGAGAGACGAUCAAGUCAUCAGGUAGUUCUUAUUUGAGAAGGACAAGGAUAUCACCGACUAAGGAGACAACGAAGAAUGCGUUUCAAGGGAAGGAUAAUGUUUCGACUGAUGUUGUCGUCAAGCAAAUUGAAUCAACGACAUCAGUGUCAAGUGCCAAAGAAUUGGUUCCAAGUAAUAAUACGGAUAAUGGAUUAUCUAGACAAGCUAGUGUACUUUCUGAUGUCGGUAGUAUAUUAUCUAGACAAGGAAGUCUCACGGUAUAUGGUAGUUUAUCUAAAAUCAAAGAGAACAAUCUACCAUUCCUACGUAAUACGUCGACGAGCGAUGAAAAACAUAUGGAGCCUAAAAUUAAUACAGAUAGAUGUACGACAACCUAUCAGAACCGUGAACUAUGUGAUCUUUCAUUCGAUCCUACUAGAACGGAUGAAAGGCAACGUUACAUAAUAUCUCAUCGUCUAGAAAAUACACAAGCAAUGUUGGACGAUCCUAAAACAUCUGUCAUCAAUUCUAAGUGUCUUUAUGAUAGCGGAUUCAAAUUGUCAGCCAAUGCUUUGGCCGAGUAUGCUGAGUGUUAUAAAAAUUUAGAUCUCUGUAGGCAAGAUAGUUUUGGCAGCGAUAGUGCAGUUGGUACCAUGAAGAGCGAUUUUUUUGCUGAUUUAGGUUUCGUCAAAUUGAAGGAUGGUAGAUUGACACCGGACAUCAGUCAUACUCCUGAAAGGUGCUGUACACCUAACAGACCGACAUCUCCUAUAGAAAGUACUGCUUUGUAAAGAAAGAAGAACAAACGAAAAAAAAAAGAAAAAAAAAAAAUAAUAAAAAAAAGAAAAAUAAAAAAAAAAAUAAAUAAAUAAAUAAAUGUAAAAAGGAAAAGAAUGAGGAAGGAGAGAGAACGGCCAUCGAACGCGUUUAAUGUUAUUUUAAGAAAAAUACGAAGAGUGUAUAAUAUUUUAUCGAAGGAUGAUAACUCACAAAUUACUAAUUCUGAUCUCGUUAAUGUUAAAUAAUUUCCGUGUCAUUUUUGCGUUUAUAUUAUCGUUUCUUUUUUUUUUUCUAAUCUCUAAUGAUUAUUUUUUUUGUUUGUUUUUUUUUUUUUUUUUUUUUUUUUGUUCUUUUUUUGUCUUUUCCCCAUCUUCUCUGUUCUCUUUAUAAUCUUCGCAGAAUAUCCGAAAGUAACGUGGCUUUACGUAGAAACGAAUCCUUAAUAUUGUUAAUAACUAUUUGAUAUAUAUACAGACAGUAUUAAUGUAUCUCAUUUUUGCUACAAAUUUUUAUCGAAACGAACGAAAAAAAAGAAAAAAAAAAAGAGAAAAGGGUGUGUGUAUGUUACGUGCACUUGCUACUGUGGUAACGAGGUGUAUUUUUUUCAUCGAUUAAAUUUCAUUGGAAGAAGUAAUAAGAAAUUAAAAAAAAAAAAAAAAAAAAAAAAAAUAGAGAAGGAGAGAGAGAAAAGAAGAGAAGUAAACAGUAAUUAUAAUAGCAAUUGCAUUCCUACGAGUUUUCUUGCCAUUUAUGUUAUUCUUUUUUUCUUUUUCUUUUUUUUUUUCUUUUUCCCCUUCGUCCAACGUGUAAUUCCAAAUACGAGUACAAAUAAUAUUGGGAUGUUUUUUUUUUUUUUCUUUCUUUUUUAAUUAAUAAUUAUGAUAAUCAAUCGCAUUAGUUUAUGGCUAAUUACAACACAGCAUUUAUUGGACGAUUGAUUUCUUUUAUCUUUUUUUUUUUUUUUUUUUUUUUUGUACACCCAUUAAGUUAACGAUAAUUCGACUGAUCGAAAUUUUCUUUUUGAGAAAAUGACGGUGCAAUGUUUAACAAAUUGCACCACCGCAUCCCCAACGAAGAUGCAUCGAGAAGACUAAUAUACAUACAUAUAUAUAUAUAUAUAUAUAUAUAUAUAUAUAUAUAUAUAUAUAUAUAUAUAUAUAUAUAUAUAUAUAUAUUAAAUAUCUAACGUAUAACCAUUCCAUCCAAGAUUGAUCCUUGAAAAAGUGUAAAAAAAUUUUUUUAACAAUCUAAUCGUAUCAAAAACUUGUGGUCUUUGAGAUAAAAGGAAGAAAAAUGCAACAAAAAAAAAAAGAAAGAAAUAAACAAG